AUAGACCGCUUUAGUUAGUUCGUCCGAAGUGCCGCAGUCACACCGCUACGAAACUCGCCCGAGCGCGCGUCUCUUCAUUUUCCCGCCAAACUGUGAUGUAACAAUCUCUGUGUGAUCUGUGGAAAUAUGACAGUGAUUUUUUAAUUCAACUUUUUAAUUGUACAAUUUGUGGUAAAGGAAUAAAAUUAAAAUGACCGCCGGCAACGAGGAGCAUGAGCCUUUGAUUACAUCGUCUGUUGAUAACCAGCGUGUUGCUUAUAGUAACUCGCCUACUGAUGCUCAUACUCCAGAAUCUUCGCCUCGCGGCAGUGGUGGUGAAAUAACGUUGGCAAUACCAGCUCAUCGUAACUAUGGAGCCAUUGGAGGCAUCGAGAAGGUCACAUACACCUGGGCGGAUAUCAACGCCUUCGCCACAGAGUCUAGGUCCAGAUCCAGACGAAUCUGGAACUUCUGGAAGCCUUCUGCUAGUGGAAUGUUCCAGCAGAGAAAACAACUGUUGAGAAAUGUCAAUGGCGCGGCAUAUCCAGGCGAGCUCCUUGCCAUCAUGGGCUCGUCAGGUGCUGGUAAAACGACACUCCUCAACACACUUACCUUCCGUACUCCAAGCGGGGUAUUAUCCAGCGGUACCAGAGCCCUGAAUGGGCAGCCAGCCACUCCUGAAGCGUUAGCAGCAUUGUCAGCUUACGUUCAGCAACAGGACCUGUUUAUUGGCACACUCACUGUCAAAGAGCAUUUGAUAUUCCAAGCUAUGGUGAGAAUGGACCGACAUAUACCGUACGCUCAACGCAUGCGUCGUGUACAAGAAGUAAUUACUGAGCUGGCGUUAACAAAAUGCCAGAACACGGUGAUCGGUAUCCCGGGAAGGUUGAAGGGUAUAUCAGGAGGUGAAAUGAAGAGGCUGUCCUUCGCCAGCGAGGUCCUUACUGAUCCACCUCUCAUGUUCUGCGAUGAACCAACUUCGGGACUCGACUCAUUUAUGGCACAGAAUGUGUUGCAGGUACUCAAAGGUCUAGCCCAGAAGGGUAAGACAGUGGUAUGCACCAUUCACCAGCCUUCAUCAGAGUUAUACGCCAUGUUUGACAAACUGCUGAUCAUGGCUGAUGGCAAGGUCGCUUUCCUCGGCUCACCAGACCAAGCCAACGACUUCUUCAAAGAAUUAGGAGCAGCGUGUCCACCGAACUACAAUCCAGCAGACCACUUCAUCCAACUCCUGGCUGGAGUACCAGGCAGAGAGGAAACCACUCGCACCACCAUCGAUACUGUCUGCACAGCAUUCGCUCGUUCAGAGGUUGGAUGCAAGAUCGCUGCUGAAGCUGAAAAUGCCCUUUAUUUCGAGCGCAAAAUCUCCUCUGGUUGGGCGGAUCCAGCGUGGUCAGAAGCCACAGCUAUACGCGCUCGUAGGUCUCCGUACAAGGCGUCGUGGUGCGCUCAGUUCCGAGCCGUCCUAUGGCGGUCCUGGCUCUCUGUCACCAAGGAACCCAUGCUCAUCAAAGUGCGCUUCCUACAGACUAUUAUGGUGUCUAUCCUGAUAGGCGUUAUCUACUUCGGGCAGCACUUGGACCAGGACGGCGUUAUGAACAUCAACGGAGCCAUCUUCAUGUUCCUCACAAACAUGACCUUCCAGAACAUCUUCGCUGUUAUUAACGUAUUCUGUUCAGAGCUACCAAUAUUUAUACGAGAACACCAUUCAGGGAUGUAUCGAGCAGACGUGUACUUCUUGUCUAAAACGUUGGCAGAAGCGCCCGUGUUUGCGACGAUACCUCUAGUGUUCACCACCAUAGCGUAUUACAUGAUAGGACUCAACCCGGAACCGAAGCGGUUCUUCAUCGCUUCUGGACUAGCUGCCCUCAUCACCAAUGUUGCUACUUCAUUUGGCUACCUAAUAUCGUGUGCCAGCAACAGUGUCAGCAUGGCUGCAUCAGUGGGACCUCCCAUCAUCAUUCCCUUCAUGCUGUUCGGAGGUUUCUUCUUGAACACUGGUUCUGUACCACCAUACCUGGGCUGGAUAUCGUACCUAUCUUGGUUCCACUACGGCAACGAGGCUCUGUUGGUGAACCAGUGGUCCGGCGUGGAGACCAUCGCCUGCACCAGGGAGAACUUCACCUGUCCUGCAUCUGGACAGGUCGUGUUGGAUACUCUUAGUUUCUCUGAGGACGACUUCUCAAUGGACGUGAUCAACAUGGUACUCCUGUUCAUAGGGUUCCGAUUCCUCGCCUACCUCGCUUUAUUAUAUAGAGCACGUAGGGCCAAGUAAAUAAUAAUAUAUCCAAAUACAUAGACAUAUUAAUUAAAUUAUACCUUCGUAAUAAAUCAAUGGGAAAUACAAAAUGUUUAUUUUUUACAUUCCAUCUGAUAGCUAAAUGUAUUUUUUCUAGCAAGCAACAUUCUUCGAUUCGUUAAUUUGAAAGUUUGAAGUGUGACGUCACUUUUGUGUUUACAAGGUAGUGACGUAAUGAGACAUAUCGUGCGCUCUUAAUUUUCUAAAAUUAAUUCUUCUUUUAUUAAUCGUUAUUUUAUGUAUUUGACUGCCAAUUUCUAUAACAUAUCUCAAUCCACAAUGUGUGGAUUAAGAUCGAUUUUUGACAGAUAUUCCGUACAACUACUGUGAAUAAUCGGCCAAUAUCGACAGAUUUUGGAUUAAGAUAGUUUAUUGAAUUUGGCAGUUAGUCGAUCAAGAAAUACAUGUGUAUAUAAUAAUCUAAUCUUUAAACUAUCUGUUUGAUGAAUUAAGUAAUAAGGUAUAUAUUGUUUCCCACCCCCUUUCGUCUCCAAUCAGGUCAUGCAUCAUUAUUACUUAAAACUUUAUUUAUGGAUUUACACAUGUUCUAAAAUACUAUGCUAAAAGGUAUUCUAUUCAACACGUUUAACACCUUGAACGCCAUGGGGGACAAGGUAUGAGCCACGAUAGCGGAGGAUUUACCCUCAACAGUUUUCUGUUGGCAGUCAAACUGUAAAGAAUGUUCAAACGUACUUACGCCUGUUGAUUGGCAAGUAUGCCUGAAAUAAGCAUGCUGAUUUUUAGCACCAUUCCGACACACAUGCUACUAAGUGACAAGUUCUCAAUGGGGGUUUAUUGCUAACUAGAUGGUGCAAAUAUAGGAUGAGGUAUUUGUAUACAAUCACAACAGCUGUCAAAUAUUGAAACUCUAAUGGUAACGACACUAGCUAAUACCUUAUUGGACGAAGAACGAGAGGUUCACUGGCGCUAUCUUGUAAGCAAAAAUAUGGUAGGCUCCAUUGAAAAAUGCUUUCGUAUUUGAAAUUAGCAUGUCUUAACAGUAACUUUACGUUAAAUAUGUGAGUAAAAAACAUCUGAUUAUGUUAUUGAGAAAUUGCAUUAAUUUAAAAGCUGUAAGUUUAUGUGAAGCUUUCUACAAUGUUAUUUUUCUUGUGUUGAUUUGUAAUUAAAUAAUUUUAAGAAUAAUAAAGUAUAUAUGUAGUUAAAGAAAACAUGCUCUUAAUUGAAUUGAAAGUAAUGAAUUUUCUUCGUGUUGAUUUAUUUACAUACUGUUAAUUAUGGUAAGCUUUUGACCAAUUGAAAUAUGUUUUAAAAUUGGCCAAUUUAAUGAAAUCAGUUCAUUUGCCAUAUGCCAUAAAUAGUAUGUUGUUUUUUUUUGUAAUGUCGCCAAUUUAUAGUUAAGAAUACAAUGUAAUUUUUUAUAUAAGCAUUUUAUGAAAUUAUGUGUUGUAUUGAUAUAUGAAUAAUGAAAACGAUUAACUUUCCAUUAUUAAACUAAUUCUACCUCAUGAAAUAGAUUUAAAUUCAGUACCAAGACGCACACUAAACAUAAAAUAUUAUUAUCUUCCUGAAACUUAUACCUGAAAACUUGGUUGCUCCAAGGAAAUAUUUUUUAAAUAGGUUUACAAUAUUUCUGAACUUUAUUUUCAUGAAAUCAACUAUGGUAGGAUUAUCUUGAUUUUUGUGUCAAAGUUUUGUUUAUCUAGUUUGUAAAACUGUAUUUAAAAUAAAAUAUUUUU
Molecule: messenger RNA, 3978 nt
Organism: Spodoptera litura
Lineage: Eukaryota; Metazoa; Arthropoda; Insecta; Lepidoptera; Noctuidae
Gene: w
Product: eye pigment precursor family transporter white
Biological process (GO): transmembrane transport
Cellular component (GO): cytoplasmic vesicle membrane; plasma membrane
Molecular function (GO): ATP hydrolysis activity; ABC-type transporter activity; ATP binding
Source: RefSeq, a predicted model, not a curated record